Molecule: messenger RNA, 2167 nt
Organism: Cyprinus carpio (common carp)
Lineage: Eukaryota; Metazoa; Chordata; Actinopteri; Cypriniformes; Cyprinidae
Product: homeobox protein TGIF1-like
Exons: 3
Coding region: 315-1109 (264 amino acids)
Biological process (GO): regulation of transcription by RNA polymerase II
Molecular function (GO): DNA-binding transcription factor activity, RNA polymerase II-specific; RNA polymerase II cis-regulatory region sequence-specific DNA binding
Source: RefSeq, a predicted model, not a curated record
UUAUCAGUGAUUGUAACGACUGGAUGGAACUUAUCGAUGAUGUUUGACCAGAAAAUGUCUGGCAUACUGCUAUUGUUUUCGGCUGCAGACAAAACAGCCUUUUUCUCACCAUGUGCUGGCGGGCUGUCACAACGAGCCGUUUCGCGUUAUUAUCACGCGCGUUUUUUAUUCAACAUAAAAGCUUUGAUCAUGUACAAACAUGCUUAUGUAAUAGUCGUAUUUAUUUGAGAUGUUUUAAAGUGUUGUUUCCCGAAUCCGUCUACAACUAUAACUUCAAAUGCUCUCAAAUGGAAGUCUUCUAAGGUGUGUUGGCGAUGUCUGGAAGUGAGACUGAGGACGAGGACAGUUUAGAUGUGCCUCUUGACCUCUCUUCAAAUGGAGGAGUGUCAGGGAAGAGGAAGAGGAGAGGAAACUUGCCCAAAGAGUCAGUACAGAUACUCCGGGACUGGCUCUACCAACACCGCUACAAUGCCUAUCCAUCAGAGCAGGAAAAAGCCCUGCUGUCCAAGCAGACCCAUCUCUCCACACUACAGGUGUGCAACUGGUUUAUAAACGCCCGGCGGCGACUCCUUCCUGAGAUGCUCCGGAAAGACGGCAAGGACCCCAACCAGUUCACCAUCUCGCGACGGGGCAGCAAGGGCGGUGAGAUGCUCAGUGACAAUUCCCAGUCUCCAAAACACGGCCUGCUCGCUAAUGGAGAGGACCGCAGCAGCUACGAACCCGGCUCGCCUCACCCAAUCAGCAACACACCCACCUCUAACGGUUACCCCAAAAAGGCCCUGUCCCCCAAAACACCCCCCUCACCCGGACCUGUCUUACCCAGACCCUCUGUCAUCUGCCACACCACCAUCACCACAGCCACGCAAGGCAUCGGCACGUCGACGCUUCUCUGUGUGGAGGGGGCCACGGAGCUGCCACUCACAGACGCAGCCGGCCUGUUCGGGUGUCGCGGAGAGGGUAACGUCAGCCCCCAGAGCGGCCUGUUCAACACCCCACCGCCCACCCCGCCCGACCUCACCCAGGACUUCAGCGGCUUCCAGUUGCUGGUUGACGUGGCGCUGAAGAGGGCUGCAGAAAUGGAGCUGCAGGCCAAACAGCUCCUCGCCUGAAGACAGAAAAGACGGAUGGAUGAAUGAAAAAGCUUCAUCGAUGUUUGUUUCUUGCCCCCGAAAACUGAACUCCACAGGGAGUUCAAAAAACUUGACUGAGCAACAGAAAGCAAACAAGCAUGGCCUGAUCAUUUCUAUUUUUGGUAAACGUAAAUCAAAUUGAUGAGGAUUCCUUUAUGUAAAGCAUUUCAAGGUGCCUUGGCAAGUCAGAUCUUUCUUUUGUAUUCCAUUUAUAUGUAAAUAAAUAUGUAUCUUUUUGUUUUGUACACAGGGGACCAAAACCAAACACAGUAAUACAACUUCCUGUCUGUCCUUCUUUUUAUAAGAAGACAAGCUCUUCUCCCAUUCCUCAUGAGUCUUUUUUUCUCGUUUUCAGAGAUUCGGCUCUAUGAUUGUUGGUUUUGCCUCAUUUUUAGAGAACACGUCUGAUAUUCUGCCUCGUUUUUUUGCACAAAAUGGCAGGUCAUCUCAGUAUCUUAUCAACUCUAGCUUUCUCUCUGACAGACUCUAAUCACUACUGCACCGGGUCAUUCUGUGUCUCAAAGAUGUUCAGUUUUUGUAUUGUUUUUUUUUGUUGUUGUUAUUGUUGUAAAGUUUCUGAGGAUGUUGUUAAUAUGUUUCGUUUUUCCUUUCAUUACUCUUGAGGGAUAUUCAGAUGUAGCAGAACUAUAGUCUGAGAUUUCCUAGAAAUGGCCAGUGAAUGUGCCCACAUGCUCCCCACCCCAGCCCUAAACACACUCACCCACACACACACACACAAAUAUAAACCUUGGAAAAAUGAGCUGGAAGAAUGAACACUACAUGAAUUGUAUUAAGUUUUUUUUUUCUUCUUCUUUUUUUGGUUUAUCAAGUUGAGACCACUUUCAGAGGAUAAAAGGAAAGAAUGGUUUUAUUUCACCAAAUAUGUUGAUUUCAAGGUUUUGGGACCUUAGACCAGUGCAUUUACAGUAGCCAAUGUGACAUGAUGCCCAAUGAUGUGACUUCUCCUCCUUACUGUGCAAUGUAUGUGGCAAAUAGGGGUCACACGGUGUUUAAAUAAAGUUUUGUUUUCUACAAAA